Aspergillus nidulans FGSC A4 is the source of this 771-nucleotide messenger RNA. RefSeq names its product glycoside hydrolase family 131 protein. Bases 1 to 771 code for a protein of 256 amino acids. NCBI's taxonomy places the organism in Eukaryota, Fungi, Ascomycota, Eurotiomycetes, Eurotiales, Aspergillaceae. The transcript is spliced from 3 exons. The record is from RefSeq and is a predicted model, not a curated record.
AUGAAGUCCACCUCGAUCCUCCCCCUGCUUUCAACGUUGACACCCCUCGCCUCAGCAGCUACCGUCUGGAGCGGCCUGUUCAACGAGAGUUAUACCGUCGCCGACUUUGACAAAUGGUCCUGGUCCUCACAAAUCCCCCCGUACCAAUGGUACAUCCACGGUUCCGAGGAAACAGCGCACUACCUUUCCCUCUCCUCCGAGUACAAGAACCCCAACUCGACGCUUGAUGAGGCACAGGGUCUCAAGACAACACUCGAUAACACGGCGUCAUGGAACGGACAAACCAUGAUGCGCACGGAACUCAUCCCUCAAGUCGAGAGCGGUGUUGAUAUUGGAUCUGGCAAGAAAUACUACCACUUUAGUUUGAGUGUAGAUGAGGAUGGGCUUCCGAAUGUGGAACUGGAGCACCAGAUUGCGUUUUUCGAGAGCCAUUUCACCGAACUCAAGUACGGCGGAUCGUCAGACACCGCUUCGAGUUUGACCUUCUAUGCCAACAGCGCGGCACAGUGGUCGACCGCGCUGGAAGCGGGCGUCUGGUACAAUUUUGCGUACGGGAUUGAUUUCGACGGCGGUAGCGUGGAGCUCUAUACCUCGACUGGCGCAGAUGAUCUAGAACUUGCUGUUCAAGCCGUCAGUGCGUCCGCGUCAAGCAAUUCGCAAGACUGGCAUGUUGGUGUGCUGAGGCUUGACAAUGGGGUCGACGGUGGAGAGGAGAGCUGGUAUUGGAGUGGAGUUUAUGUCGAGGACGGGGAGGUUACGUUGGCUGUUUAA